AUACAGUCGAACGAAACAAACCGAGAGUGAGAGAGGGGGGGAAAGCGCGGGAAAAAAAAGAAAUCAAGAAACCCUACACUCCCAAAUCUCAGCAUCAUCAACAUCCGCCAUGGCAACGGAAUCCGAUCCCACGGUGAUCUCUCGCGAGGACCGCGUGUACCGAGCUAAGCUCGCCGAGUUCGCGGAGCGAUACGAUGACGUGGUAUCCAUCAUGGAGGAGAUGAUCGUCUUCUUCACCGGCGACGAGAUCAAUGUCGAUCUCACCGCCGAGGAGCGCAAGCUCAUCUCCUUCGCCUACAAGAAGCUGGUGACCACUCGCCGCUCAUCGUUGAUCUUCCUCUCGAAGAAAGAGGAGGAGGAGGAGAACGAAGAGAAGCUCAAGCUCAUCAAAGCGUACAAGGGAGAGAUCAAGGCGGAGCUUGAAGGAAUCUGCAACAGGAUUCUUGAGCUUCUUGAUGAAUAUUUGAUACCGAUGGUGACGACCAGCGAGUCGAGGGUGUUCUUUUAUAAGAUGAUGGGGGAUUAUAAUCGGUAUCUUGCGGAGAUCAAGGCUGGAGAUGAAAGAAAAGAGGCUGCGAUGAAGACAUUGGAGGCUUAUGAAGAGGCUCAGAAAACUGCAUCCUGCCAUCUCGGACCGUCAGAUCCAAUAAGGCUGGGACUUGCACUCAAUUGCUCUGUUUUCCACUAUGAAAUCUUGAAUCAAAAAGAGAAGGGUAUUCGCAUUGCUCAACAGGCAUUUCAGGAGGCUGCUGUUGACCUGAAUAAGCUUGCUCGUGGUGACCCCACCUAUACGGAGAGGUUAGAUAUAAUAAAAUUGCUGCGACGGAAUUUUACUAAAUGGAUUUCUGAUGGCAAGAAACUAGAUGGACAGAGCACAAGUGGGAAUCAACCAGUUCCUGUGGAGUAAACCUCUGGAGGUGAUCAUCAUUCUGUUAAUAAUGGCUGCUGAUGUGGAUGGCCUUCAAUGACCGUACAUUUUAUACCAAAUAGUUGCUUCCUGAAAUAUUCUUCGGUUCCUGACAUACACAACAAAGAACUUUGGAUUAAUUUGGGCACAUAUCUUCAUGAUCUCUUCUGUUUUUUGGUUCCGUCAAAACCUUCAAUUCCAGCACAGCAAAUUCUGGGGUUGCUCAUUGAAAAUUCAUUGACAUAGUACAUGACUUUGGAAAAUAUGAUUGUAAUUUCUUUACUAUGCUUGAUAAUUCUUUUGCAAUUGUGAAUAUACAGCUAUGUCCCGAUUAUUCAUUGAAGUAUUAUCAUAAGAUGCAGAAGAUUAUUGCUCUGUUC
Asparagus officinalis (garden asparagus) is the source of this 1287-nucleotide messenger RNA. RefSeq names its product 14-3-3-like protein GF14 kappa. The coding region runs from base 110 to 907 and encodes 265 amino acids. Gene Ontology annotation, biological process: signal transduction. The transcript is spliced from 5 exons. Gene Ontology annotation, cellular component: cytoplasm. Lineage: Eukaryota; Viridiplantae; Streptophyta; Magnoliopsida; Asparagales; Asparagaceae. The record is from RefSeq and is a predicted model, not a curated record.